AUGAAAUACACUGAGAUAUCCCAUUUCAGCCACCCACAACACAAACUAAGAUUCGAACACAACGAUAUCCCUUUCAAAUGCGAUGGCUGCAAAGAAAUAGGCAUUGGAUCAUGUUACAAAUGCAGCAUUUGCAACUACGAUCUUCACACACACUGUGCAAUACCUUCCACAUCUCUCUACCAUCCAUUCUACACAAAAUGCACCUUCCAAUUCAUGUCAGCCCCACCAGGAAACACAGCUCGUUACUGCAACGCGUGCGAGAAGGACAUUAACGGGUUCGUAUACCACUGCAAGUCGUGCGGGUUCGACCUCCACCCGUGUUGCGCGAAGCUGCCAACGGUACUCAACGACGGGGAAAUGAAACUCUACCUUUACAGGAAAGUGAGUUCGCCGUGUCACCGUUGUGGAAGAAAAGGACGAAGCUGGAGUUAUAGAUCGAAUUGUAAGAGUUACAAUAUGCAUGUUGCAUGUGUGAGGGAAAUGUUGGUGGAGAAUUGGCAGCAAUUGUAUAUGGGACAUGGUAGGAACGCUGAUAGAGAUAUUCCAUGUUUGAACAAUACAAUGUAUGCUGCACAUAGUAGAGGAAGUAAAGGGAAGAAGGUGAAAAAGUGCUGUGAGAUUGCAGGGUUUGCUGUACAGAUUGUGAUCUCGGCGGUUUUGGGUGAUCCUACGGCUCUCAUUGCUGGUGUUGUUGGGGCAUUUAUGUCUCGGGCUUGA
This is a messenger RNA of Vicia faba (fava bean), 717 nucleotides long. Lineage: Eukaryota; Viridiplantae; Streptophyta; Magnoliopsida; Fabales; Fabaceae. The record is from the annotation of a GenBank genome assembly.